Molecule: messenger RNA, 1305 nt
Organism: Dendronephthya gigantea
Lineage: Eukaryota; Metazoa; Cnidaria; Anthozoa; Malacalcyonacea; Nephtheidae
Product: riboflavin biosynthesis protein PYRR, chloroplastic-like
Exons: 3
Coding region: 553-1050 (165 amino acids)
Source: RefSeq, a predicted model, not a curated record
GAAGGUCAAAUGGAAAUGAAAUGUCGCAACUGGAAGUCUUGUUAUACGAAAAUAAAGUUAAAAUUAAAGUUAAAGGCAAGUAAAGUUGGUUGGAUUCGGAAUGAUAUGGCCUAAAAAACUGUGCAAACCUUAGGGGAGGUGUUCGGUAUUUGUCAUAGGAAUGCACAAUUGCAAGGCAUGAAUCUGCAUGAUUGCACCAUAAUUUGUAAUUGGAACACCCACUGGGCAUUGGUAAAGUGAUCAAUUAUUAAAAUCCGUGGAGACCGUGUUUAGCGUGAUUGUUGCUAAGUUCAAGCAUAUUUUGAUCCAUUCUGGUUUUCGUGAAGAAUAAUAUGAAUGUUUCACUUGAUAUAGCAUCUAUAGUGUUGGAAUUAACCGACCAAGCCCGGCAAGCCGAGUGCGGCCUUGUCUCUGUCGAACUUCCGUUUUAGUUUCGUUUUUCGUUUAUAUUCCUCGAUAAAUCAAGAUCAGCCAUCUUCAGAUUCUCUGUCGAUUCUGUCUUCGUACAAUUGAUUCUGUCUUCGAACAAUCAGAGGGUAUUUCCUCGUAGAAAUGGCAGAGGGAAACGAAGAGUUUACUUUCUUUUGGCGAGAUAAUUCCCCUUUCAGUCAAUGGCACAAAUCAAUUUUCACUUUGGACGAUAAAACAUUCAUCUGUGCAGAGCAAUACAUGAUGUAUGCCAAGGCAGUUUUGUUCAAUGAUAUGGAAAUAGCAGAAAAAAUACUACAAACGAAAGAUCCAAGGAGGCAAAAGCAACUUGGACGUCAGGUUAAGAACUUUGAUCGAGAUAAAUGGAAUGAGAAAUGCAAAGAAAUUGUCAAGAAAGGAAAUACAGCCAAGUUUUCGCAGAAUGAAAAAAUGAAAGAGAAGCUGCUGGCGACAAAAGGUACAGUGUUAGUUGAGGCAAGUCCUUAUGACCGUAUAUGGGGAAUAGGAUUGGAUGAAAAUGACCCAAGAGCAAAGGACAAAACCAAGUGGCAAGGGACAAACUGGUUAGGCUAUAUCCUUACUGAAGUCAGGAAUGACCUUCUUCAAAGUAGUAAUGAUUGAUAUAUAGAAUGGAUUUACUCUUAAAAUUGCCCUCCUCUUCAAGCAUUGGUUAGAGUUGGUAAGGGCUUUAUUUAACUUGCAUGCAGAGUUGUAAAUAAGUUUAAUUAUUUUAAAGAUAUUCUGAAAGACAUUUGCUGGGCUUUAAACUAGUCUAUAAAAUAGUUAGUACCCAAAACAAAACAACCAUGGUAACAUGCAAUGAUAUUACAUGAGUGAUUAGUGAUUUUAAUGUUAUAACAAUGUAAACAUGUUCCA